Trichobilharzia regenti is the source of this 369-nucleotide messenger RNA. The record is from the annotation of a GenBank genome assembly. NCBI's taxonomy places the organism in Eukaryota, Metazoa, Platyhelminthes, Trematoda, Strigeidida, Schistosomatidae.
AUGACACGCCGAGUAGACGUUAACAGUGAACCAUAUGCUGCCUAUUUAGCACCAAGUCAAAUACCACAAAUUAAUCCAACCAACGUCUUCUAUACAACUGAUGGUCAAUGUAAACGUUAUUAUUGUGCCGUGUGCGGUGAAUGUCAUCCAGUCAAUACACAUCGAACACAACGACUAACUGAAUGGUUAACUGGAACUACACUACCAGAUGCCCUGCAUAGAUCCUCUGAGGCUAAAAUUAUUGAUGAUUUUACACAGUUACGCUUUCAUCAAGCUAGAACGUCGAAUAAUGACAGCCAUCCGUGUACAAUAACUGAAAAUAUACUGAAUGAAGCUAGACUAAAGGAGAAAUCUUUCAAACCGUGUUAA